This is a messenger RNA of Cucurbita pepo subsp. pepo (vegetable marrow), 624 nucleotides long. RefSeq lists its product as uncharacterized. The record is from RefSeq and is a predicted model, not a curated record. NCBI's taxonomy places the organism in Eukaryota, Viridiplantae, Streptophyta, Magnoliopsida, Cucurbitales, Cucurbitaceae.
GGGAACGCCAUUUUCUGACCUCUCCUUCUACGCGUUUCUUUCUCCAUCAGCCAUUAAAACCACCUCGCCGUUUCUCUUCUUCUUCCUCACAGGCGAAAAUGGCAAGCCCUAAAUUCAACAAAUCAAAAUCCUCUCAAUCCGCCCUCGUCUGGGACUGCGGAAGCUCCCUUUACGAUUCCUUCGAACUCAAUUCCCUCAAACGCCAACUCGAUUCCGCUAUUGCUUCAAGAUCCUUGUCCAUGCCUCAUCUCCCUGGCCGCCGCUGCCUUCCUCCUCCGCCGCCGCUUCCGCCUUCCAAAAGGCCGUCCAAGAUUUCCAGGUCUCUGCACAAAUUUCUUCGAUCAGUAUUCAGGCACAAGCCGAAUUCGAGCCCUAGCGUUGAGGCUAAUCCGGAACGAGCCGAUGCUGGAUAUUACGUUCUGUAUGGCGAUGACGCGGAUCCGCUCUCUGCAAAUCCGGAGGUCGGAUUCCCCGGAUUCUCGCCGGAAAUUGGCUCUUUGGUCCGGCGCACUGCGUCCGAGAGGUUCACGGCGGCUACUUCCAUGGGUAUUUCUUGUGCUUGAAGAAGCCUUCUUCAAUAUGUAAAUUCGUUAUAAUUUUAAUCAAUAAUUUUUAACAAUUAAA